This is a messenger RNA of Ruditapes philippinarum (Manila clam), 1336 nucleotides long. RefSeq lists its product as uncharacterized. The record is from RefSeq and is a predicted model, not a curated record. NCBI's taxonomy places the organism in Eukaryota, Metazoa, Mollusca, Bivalvia, Venerida, Veneridae. Bases 199 to 594 code for a protein of 131 amino acids. The transcript is spliced from 2 exons.
UUCAAAUAGCCCAUUUCACUACGAUUUCUCACGCAAAUUAGCGAAGUGCGACGAUCAGAUUCCGAGCAUAUAAUCAACUGACCAAUCAAAUGUUGAUGGAUGCAUGUACAAUCUAUUACUAAUAAUAGUAACAUUAAAAUAAACAAAGGAAAUUUACAUGGCGGAUUCUUAUCACAAAGUUGAAAUAUUUCGAGAAAUAUGCCGUUAUACUGCAUAGUUAAAGGGUGUAAAAACGUGUCGGGUGGAGGGACUAAUGUCAAAUUUCACCGUUUACCGGUAAAUAAUUUACAGAACUGUAAAGAAUGGUUAAUCAGGGCAGGAAUGACUGAAAAAGAAGCUUCAAAAGUGACCGUGAAACAAUGCCGUUCAUGGCGAAUAUGCUCAGCACAUUUUCAGUCGUCACGUCAAUCUAAUGAGCCGUUUCUCCCAACAAUCAGUAUUCCAGAUUAUGAAAGAAAACAAGCUGCAGCUACACUCUUACAACUAGGAGUUUCACAAGAUACAGCUUUACCGUCAACCAGUCAUGCUAACACACACAAUUUGGUACCAGAGACAUGUUCGACUGAUACAAUCAUGUUACUUAUACUUCAGUGAAAAAAAUACUUUUAAGUUUUCAUUCAACUCUAGAAUUUUAGUGUUGUUACACCGGAAUAAAAUACCGGUAUAUGAAAAAAGUGAUUAUAUUUAAAAUAAACUAGUAUAAAAGUUAUACUUUAGAAACUUGGAAACUGUUGCAUUAUUUAAUCGGUACAAGAAUGACUAUGAAAUUAAAUUUUCAGGACAAAGCUCUUCCUUAUAUCUUCAUGUUUGUAAAAGCAAUAUUUCACAGUUGCAUCAGUCUUAUUGUAUAACAUACAUUCUAUUACAAAAUCAUAUAUUUUUUUAUUAUUUGAUUUGUUUAAUUUCAUUUCUUGAAAUUCAUUGUUUAAUUUUUUUAUAGCUACUGAAGUAGAACCCGGUGAUAUACAGCCACAAAUAUUGAAAAAAGGUGCAUCUUAAAGAAAAUUGUUUAUAGAAGCAGAGGCUCAGGUUACUCUUAAAGGACAAAAGAAACAACGCACAAAGGGUCUUCAGAGAACCCCACCUGCUUCUAAGUACACUGGAGCCGCGAUAUAGCGCUCUUCGGUAUAGCGCUAAUCUCAGUAGAACGCUAAUAUGCCUUGGCUCCCAAAAAAAAGGUCGUAUUUUUCGCCGAUUAUAAUUUUUUUUUCAUGUAUAUCAAUACCGCACCUUAUCCACUAUAACGCUUGUUCAAUGUGUCAGUCGAGUGCAAUAAACAGUCAUAAUUACGUCACUCAUGAUAAGAAGGUGUGAAGUCAUAAACAGGUAAGCGUUA